Molecule: messenger RNA, 402 nt
Organism: Lathyrus sativus (Indian pea)
Lineage: Eukaryota; Viridiplantae; Streptophyta; Magnoliopsida; Fabales; Fabaceae
Source: the annotation of a GenBank genome assembly
AUGCUGGGAAGCCAAACAGAAGAACAAGGAGAUUGUUCAAAAUUCAAAGCAGGAAUCCCACAUUGUUGUAAGAAGGAUCCAACUGUAGUUGAUUUGUUACCAGGAACACCUUACAACCAACAGAUUGCAAAUUGUUGCAAAGGCGGUGUGUUGAGUUCAUGGGCUCAGGAUCCAAGCAAUGCCGUAAGUUCUUUUCAGGUUGUUGUUGGUUCUGCUGGAACAACUAAUAGAACCGUUACACUUCCAAGAAAUUUCACCCUCAGAGCACCUGGUCCUGGUUAUACUUGUGGUCCUGCAAAAAUCGUCAAACCGACUCAAUUUAUCACCAGUGACAAGAGGAGAGUCACACAAGCCUCGAUGACAUGGAAUGUUAUCUGCACUUAUUCUCAAAGACUUCAGUAG